This is a messenger RNA of Ylistrum balloti, 1905 nucleotides long. Its product is annotated as lysophospholipid acyltransferase 7-like. The transcript has 7 exons. Gene Ontology annotation, cellular component: membrane; mitochondria-associated endoplasmic reticulum membrane contact site. Gene Ontology annotation, molecular function: lysophospholipid acyltransferase activity. Gene Ontology annotation, biological process: lipid modification; phosphatidylinositol biosynthetic process. NCBI's taxonomy places the organism in Eukaryota, Metazoa, Mollusca, Bivalvia, Pectinida, Pectinidae. Bases 1 to 1389 code for a protein of 462 amino acids. The record is from RefSeq and is a predicted model, not a curated record.
AUGGAGCUGGUAGAACUUUCAGACGACGUGAUAUAUUGUAUUAUCCUUCUUGUAUCGAUACCAAUCGCUCAUGUUGUCAAACUGUGCAACAAUUCGUUUACCAAGAAGGCGAUAUGUACCGCAAUGGGAGUGUCGAUUGCCUGCAUCACGUGUCGAUGGCACAUUUUUCACUCAAUUGUGACCACCCUAAUCAGCUGCAUCUUGAUAAAAAUAAGUGGACCGCGGAAAUGCCACACUUAUUUAUUCUUUUGGGGAUUUGGGUACCUGCUGUUUUUCCGUACCUGUCACUACAUAGGAUUGCCACAAGCACCAGCACUGUCUAAUGCUGUACAGCUGCUUCUCACAUUAAGGAUGGUGGGAAUUGGUUUUGAAAUCCAUGACACUCACACCUCCUCAAAGAGAGAGGAUUGUUCAUCUGAGGAAAUGGCUUUGAAGAAAAAAUACCAGGAGGUGAAUCCAUCAUCUAUCGACAUAAUUCUGUAUGCAUACUGUUUCCUUGGGCAAUUUACAGGUCCUUAUUACAAGUACCGAACCUACAUAGACAUGAUAAAUAAUGACCGAUCUGCAGACAUUCCUACACUAGAUGCUUUUGUAUCACGAAUGAAAGCUGUCCCAUUCCUCAUUGUGAUUUUUGUUGGAUUCUCCUACUUUUUCAGUAUACACUAUGUUGAAUCAGGUGAAUUUUUCACCCGCUCAUUUCUGUUCCGACUGUUUUACAUGGUGCCAAUGUUUACCAUAUUCCGUGCCAGGAUGUACAUUGCAUGGUUGGUGUCUGAAUGCAUGUCCAUGGCUUCUACACUGGGUGCAUAUCCAGUGCAGUGUAAAGCUAGAUGUGGAAAAGGACCUACAGAUUUGGCAGCUUUAGAUGAAGCAAAUUCCAAAGAUGUGAAAGAGAUUAAGUAUGAUUUUGAAACAAUACACAAUCUAGAUAUCUAUGGUUGUGAUUUGGCACCAAGAGUAAGGGAUGGACUUCGGAGCUGGAACAUGACUGUGCAGUACUGGCUGGCCUCAUGCGUGCACCACAGGGUUCCUAAAAGUCUAGCACCUUUCAAAGUUGCAAUAACAAUGGCUGUCAGUGCAUUUUGGCAUGGUGUCCAUCCCGGAUACUACCUAAGCUUUGGACUUGUGCCCAUCUUUGUUGCUGCAGAAGACAGAAUGGUGCGUGUUUUCAGAAAGGAAGGAGAUGCUGGGAAAAUGUUUGAUUGGAUAAACUGGUUCUUAAAGAUGCGUGCAUUUGAUUACAUGUGUAUGGGUUUCCUCUUGCUUAGACUGGACUACACGUUAGCAUAUUGGCACUCUGUCUAUUUCAUCGGCCAUAUAAUGGGUGUUAUAUUUUUAGUCAUUGGUCGUCUUAAGCCUUUACCAAAGAGUGAAAAGAAAAAGGAAUAAGAAGUUCUGUAGAAUCCUUUGUUUGUGUGAGAAAAAUUCAUGUGAGCAAGAAUUUUGAUUAUUAGAAGUUGCUAAAACUAUUUUUUGUUUGUAUGUAAGCCUUUGGUAUCAAAAUUUACAAUAGAACUGGACAUUUUCCAUACCAAAUUAAAGUACUUAAUUAUGAUGGUCAGUUAAUUUAGAAUUACCACAUGUUAUCUCACAUGUUAUAGUCAGGCAGAGAGAUAAAAUAAUGUGUGGAUAGUUUGGAAAUCAUCGCUGAUAGAAGAGAGAUAUUAUAGUAAGAAAUAACCUAGCUCUUAUUUGAGAUAGAUUUAUUUAAAAACAUAAAUAGAAUAUAGUGUUUGAAGCAAGAUUAGAUUAAUUGCUAGCAUGCCAAGCAUUUCAGUAGUGAAAUUGCUAUGAUUUUUUUUGACGAUUGUCACUAUCAGUUGCUCAAAUCUAAACUGUGUCAGUUAAAAAAAUCCAAAAACAUUGAUUCCAUUGUUCAUACAUAAGUCAUAUUCAAUUUACUAU